ACUCUCCAACUCGCUCCUCGGGAGUACGACAAGUUUGCCUAAAAAAAAAGAAAAAAAACAAUCCUUUUGGGAAUUUCUCUGGCGACCAUGGGACAGUGGAGACCCACGUCCUCACAGUACGGGAAUGCCGACGCCACCAGAGCGUAAGCCGCUCGGCUCGGGAAUUUAAGAGAACAUAAGUUUGCUGGACGAGCACACUCGGGGGAGCCUCAGGUUCCCUGAAGAGAUGCCAAAAAUGGGUUCCAUCCCGGGCAGCUCUCUGCUCCGCCUGUGGGUGGUCCUGCUGACGGUGGCCGGAUGCGAGGGAGGCUUGGACCAGGACAAGAACAGCUCUCCGCUGAGGUUCACCCACCACCUCUACAACGCCACCAUCCACGAGAACUCGGCUCCCAGGACGUACGCGCAGAGCCCCGUCCGCAUGGGCAUCGUGGUGGCCGACCCCUUCUGGGACAUCAGGUACAGUCUCGUCGCGGGCGACGACGACGAACUCUUCGCGGCGGAGGAGGUCAGCGUGGGAGACUUCUGCUUCCUGCGGAUCAAAACGCGGGGCGGUCACUCGGCCGUGCUGAACCGGGAGGUGCGGGACGUCUACACGGUCACCGUGGAGGCCGUCGAGAGCACGCACAACUACCAGGCCUGGACCAAGGUUUCGGUCCAAGUCCUCGACACCAACGACCUCAAGCCGCUCUUCUACCCCGCGUCGUACAACGUGGCGAUCAAGGAAGACGCGCCGCUGAAGACGAGCAUCGCUAAAGUUAGCGCGACCGACGCAGACCUCGGCAUCAACGCGGAGUUCUAUUACUCCUUCUCCACCAGGAACCAUCCGUUCGCAGUCGAUCCUUUCACAGGGGUCGUUACGCUUGUCAAGAAGCUGGACGCCAGUAGGACAGACAGGUACGAGUUGAAGGUGCUGGCCGAGGAUAGAACAAAGAAAAUCUCUGGAGUGCAGAAGUACGCCAAUGAUGCACGGGUGAUUGUAACGGUGAAGAAGGUCACAGCUAGUUUUCCAGUGGUCACCCCCAUCUCAGUCAAGGGACCAGAAGUGGACGAUGACAAAAUCACCAUUGACAUUCAGGUCAAGCCUGAGCCCCGUCAGAUUGAGACCUUGAGCAUUGUUUCAGGAGACCCCCAACAGUGUUUCCGGAUUAUUCCAUCCAACGUACAAGGGAGUGACUUCCAAGUUGUAUCAACCAAAAGAAUUAACUGGUCGGAAAACACAUUUGGACUGAAUUUAACUCUUCAAGCAAAGGACAGGAACAAUCCUCCUCUGUUAAGUCCAAAACAGGAAAUACAUAUUCCCUCACCACAAGUCAUGCCAUUGAAAUUUGAACAGGACGUCUAUUAUACAACCCUCAGUGAAUUUGCGCCAGUUAAAAGUCAUGUAGUUAGAGUUACAGCAAACCAAAUAGUUCCAAAUAUUACAUAUCACUUGAAAAGUGCUUCGGACAGUCGUAAAUUCCACAUGAAUGCCAAAACUGGUGUUAUCGUGACAUCAGAGACGCUUGACUUUGAGAAAAAGUCUCGGCAUGAGUUAAUCGUGACCUUCAAUCAAGGUCAGGCUGAGGCUCGAGUCAUUAUUGAUGUCACUGACGAAAAUGACAACGUGCCUAUUUUCACCCUUCCGUCUUAUCAGGCCAGUCUCCCCGAAAACGUCCCCAUAGGAACCAGUGUCUUGUCCAUCACCGCGAUAGACGUCGACCAGGACAACAACGGGUUUGUGACCUACGCCAUCGCCAACACCGGCCCGCUUCCGUUCGCCAUUGAUCCGUUCACCGGCACGAUAGUCACCACGGAGGAGCUGGAUUACGAGGUGAUGAAGCGCUGGUAUCACCUCCGCGUCUGGGCCGCCGACAGCGGCAGGCCCUUCAGUCACGUGAGCGAGGCCGAGGUCACCGUCACCAUGAGCAACAUCAACGACAACGCGCCUCUGUUCGAGGUGGUCAACUGCAACGCCUCCAUCCCCCUGGACCUCGCGGUCGGGAGCAGCAUCGGGGAGGGCCUGUCCGCUGUCGACCUGGACGAGCUGCUCCAGGUCAAGUACGCCAUCGCGUUUGGCAACGAUGACAAUCUGUUUGAAAUUAACCCCACCACUGGGGUCAUUAGUCUGGCCAAGGCCAUUCCUGUGGAGGAGGAGGAGGAGGAGGAGGAGGGCAAAACGCUGUCAUACACGCUGAAAAUUAUUGCAACCGACGGCAAGUACAGCUCUGACCCGACCGCAGUCACUGUCAGCAUAACGAGCAAAGUCAAAGAGGCUGCUAUGCAUUGCCAGGAAACUGGAGUUUUCAAACGGCUGACAGAUAAGCUAAUUGAAUCUAUCAGGCCUGUGCUCUCCGCACAAGAAGACGAGUCGUUCUCAGAUGUCCACAUCAUCAACCGUCACUCUCCAAAGUUUGCUCCAGGCACUCCAAGCACCAUUGAUGUCAGGGAGGACACUCAAAUCAACACGACUGUCCUUCACAUCAAGGCCACGGACAACGACACAGGCUUUAACGGUGAGCUUGUCUACGCCGUCCCAAAUGGAAAUGAGAACGGGUGCUUUGCCGUGGAUAUCCACUCUGGAGAGCUGCGUCUAAUUUGUCCACUAGACAGAGAGACCAAGGAGUUUUACAUUCUGAAUAUAACCGUCUAUGACCUUGGCACACCACAGAACUCAGUGUGGAAGUUUCUGGCCGUGAAUAUUCUAGACGUCAACGACAACCCGCCACGGUUUGAGCAGCCCAGAUACAUCGUAAACAUUCCGGAAAAUGCUGAAGUCGACUCAAGUAUCUUUAAAGUACAGGCCGUAGAUUUUGACUUGGCUGACAAUGGAAUCGUUAGGUAUUCUCUGUUGACACAAACAGAUUUAUUUAAGAUUAAUGAGGAGACUGGCGAGGUCAGUGUCUCCGGGCGACUGGACAGAGAGAUCAUGCCCAGGCAUGACCUGAGGGUGGAGGCUAAGGAUCAGGCCAAAGAGGACCCUCAGCUCUUCUCAUUGAUGGAUUUUGUGGUGGUGUUGGAAGACGUGAAUGAUAAUCCUCCCAGAUUUGCUCCCAAAGUCUACAGGAUUAAGGUCCCCGAAGACGUGCCUGUGGGAACAGUGCUCUUGUGGGUCGAGAUCCUUGACCUGGACUCAGGGCCUGGAGGUCUAAUCAGCUAUAACCUGAAGAACAAUGAGAACGGGAACUUCUUCCUGGAUACGGCCACAGGCUCCGUGACAUUGGAGAAGGAGCUGGACUUUGAGAGGAAGCAGUUGUAUAACCUCACCGUCCGGGCGGUCGACCACGGCCUGCCCCGAUCGCUCUCCUCCUCCUGUUUCAUCGAGGUGGAGGUCCUGGACGUCAACGAAAACCUGAACAGGCCGGCCUUCACAGAGUUUGUGUACACGGCACACGUGAUGGAGGACGCCGUGGCGGGAACGUCCGUUCUGACUGUGACAGCCGCUGACAAGGAUGUAGGCAGAGAUGGAGUCGUCAGAUACUUCAUCCAUGACGGCUCGGGCCUGGGAGUCUUCACUGUCGACGAGGAGACAGGUGUAAUUCGGACUGUGGACACGCUGGACAGAGAGACAGUCACCCACUACUGGCUGACCGUCUACGCCACAGACUUGGGCACUGUCCCGCUGAUGUCCUGGACCGAGGUCUAUCUGGAGGUUUUGGACAUUAACGACAACCCUCCCGAGCUGUCCCAGGCCAUCUACUUCGCGUCAGUCCAGGAAAACCAGCCUCCGGACCUGUCUGUGCUCCAGGUGUCUGCCACCGACGUGGACAAGUCCUCUGAGAACAAACUGGUCUACCAGAUCCUAGAGUCCCAGCGCACAUACUUUGCCAUUAACUCUACAACAGGUGUGAUCACUACCCUCUCCCCGUUGGACCGUGAACAAAAAGCCGAACAUAUUAUUGAGGUGAUCGUGUCAGAUAGUGGCAGUCCGCCCCUGCGCUCCACGGCCUCUGUGGUGAUCCGGGUGGAGGACGAGAACGACAACAGCCCCCUUUUCAGCCACAAGAUCUUUCAGGUCCGGCUGCCGCAGCGUCGCGGCAACGACGGGCCGCAGGAAGUGUACCGGAUGGUUGCCCGCGACAAUGACGAGGGCCCCAAUGGCAUGAUCACCUACAGUCUCCAAGACAACCAAAAGGGCCGGUUCGAGAUUCACCCAAUUACUGGAAUAGUGUCCUCCAGAGGGGACUUCUCUCAAGGCAACUACACCAUCCUCACGAUCAAAGCCAGUGACCACGGGAUUCCCGUGAGGACUUCCGCGGCCCGCCUGGACAUUGAAUGGCUGGCCUUCCCCAGCCCCAGCUCCGAACCGCUGGCCUUCGACGAGGCCCACUUCACCUUCGCCGUCAUGGAAACGGACCCUGUGUCGCACAUGGUCGGGAUCAUAAGCACGGAGAUCACAUCCAAUCUGCUCUGGUUUGACAUCAUCGGGGGCGACGACGAUCAGGACUUUGACAUCGAUACGAACGCGGGCAGCAUCGUGGUCGCGCGGCCCCUGGACGCGGGGAAGAGGUCCAACUACAAUCUGACCGUGAGCGUGACCGACGGCGCGCAGACCAUCACGACCCAGGCUUACAUUCGCGUGGUGGACAUGAACGAGCACCGUCCGCUCUUCCAGAAGGUUCUGUACGAGGUGCGGGUCCCCGAGGACACGGCGCCCUGGAAGGAGAUCCUGCAGGUGAGCGCGACGGACGCCGACGUCAACAGCCGCCUCCUCUACUCCGUCCACAGCAGCGUGCACCCCGACAGCGCACGCCACUUCCAGCUGGACCCUCGGAGCGGAGUGCUGGUCAUGACCGAGCAGCUGGACUUCGAGGCGCUGCCCCUGCACAUACUCACCAUUGUGGUUCGAGAUCAGGAGAUCCCGCCGAAAAGAAACUUUGUCAGAGCCUUGAUCCACGUCGAGGACUGCAACGACCACACCCCGACCUUCACGAGUUCUCGUUACGAAGGCAGCGUAGCUAAUCUGGCUCCUACGGGCACUGAAGUUCUGCGAGUGAAGGCGCUGGAUAAAGACACUGGAAGCAAUGCUGAGAUAGUCUACUCUUUUCAUUCAGGAAAUGGUGACGGGGCCUUUGACAUCGACCAGCACACGGGAGCCAUAAGCGUGGCCAAGUCGUUAGCCACCAUGCUGCAGGAGCAGUACCACCUCACCGUCAAAGCCACCGACCAGGGCUUCCCCCAGCGCAGUGACCUCUGCCCCGCCACCGUCCACAUUAGCCUCUCUGACCUCACCCCGCCCCGGUUCCUCUCGGAGGAGUACUUCACCGAGAUCAGCGAGUCCAGUCUGCCCGGUUCCCCCGUGCUCUCGGUCUCCGCUCAGAGCCCCCUGGCCCUCCAGUACAGCAUCCGCGACGGCGACCGCAACGGAACGUUCCACAUCAACUCCUACUCGGGCCUCAUCUCCGUCCAGACGUGGCUGGACUACGAGACGUGCCCCUCGUACCGCCUCCAGGUGCGCGCCACCACGCCCGUGGGGACCUCGUCCGACGCGAUCGUGCACCUGUACGUCGUGGACGAGAACGACAACCCGCCGGCGUUCCUGCACAGGAGUUACCGCGGACAGAUCAGCGAGGCCGCUCACAUCAACGCCAUGGUCAUCGGGGAGAACAACUCCCCUCUGGUGAUCAAGGCCAGCGACGCUGACAAGGAGUCCAACGCCCUGCUCGUUUUCCAGGUCCUGGAGCCUGAGGCCAAGAAAGUGUUCCGAGUGGACCCCAACAUGGGGACGAUCUCUCUCAUAUCCCCCAUUGACUACGAGUCCACUCCGGUGUAUCACCUAACGAUCCAAGUCAGAGACUCGGGCGAGCCCUCGCUAUUGGCAGAGACACCAGCCAAGGUUGUCAUCCACGUCCUUGACUAUAAUGACUGUCCUCCCAAAUUCACAGCCCCCUCGUAUAACUCCUCCGUUGAAUUUCCUCUCUUCAAAGACAUGGAAGUCGUCCAAGUAACGGCCCACGAUGCGGAUUCCGAGGUGACGUAUAGUUUGAUUGACGGCAGCUCCGAGAAGAACUUUGCCAUUCAUCCCACAUCCGGUGUGAUCACUAUUAGUGAUGCGUCCGGCAUCCAAACUCACAAUCAGCUGAAAGUCAUGGCCUCUGAUGGCCUGUACAAAGACACAGCCACCGUCCAAGUACACGUCGCCAACAUGACCGCGUCCAGUCUGAAAUUCGAGGAGCGGAUCCAGGUGGACACCGUUUUGGAAAACGUGACGUUUGUGAAAACGUUGGCUGUGCUCAGAGCGGCCGGCGGCUACCUGAACGAGCCGGUCGCCUACAAAGUGCUCAACGGUGGGGACAAGUUCGCCAUCAUCGAGUCCUCCGGAGUUCUGCACACCACAGGUGUCCCCUUUGACCGGGAGGAGCAGGACGAGUACGACCUGGUGGUAGAGGUGAGGGACACGAGAACGCCACCACGCCGAGCCAUCACCCAAGUUAAGGUUUACAUCGAUGACAUCAAUGACAACGUGCCCGUUUUCUCAAAUCUGCCCCAUUCGUUGACCAUCUCGGAGGAGACGGAACCUGGCGAUGUCCUGUUCCAGGUGAUGGCCAGCGACGCAGACGUGGGCGAGAACGGGUCGGUCAUUUUCAUGCUCGAAGAUGACUUUGAGCUCUUCAGGAUCGACCCUUAUCUCGGAGACGUGUCACUUCAGCGGCCCCUGGACUUUGAGUCUCUGAAUAAAUACGUUCUCACCGUCUUGGCGUCCGACGAGGGAGAGCCGAGUUACAGCGCCGUGGCAGAACUGUACGUUCAAGUGAGGAACCGCUCUCAUCCUGUGUUCCAGAGCCUGUUCUACCCGCUGAAACUGCCAGAAAACAUUUCCCCCUUCACCACGAUCUUGCACGUUCAGGCGCGCAACCCGGAGGGCUAUCGCCUCAUCUACAACCUGGAGGAGGAGAACGUCACCAACAAAUUCCACGUGGACUUCAAAACGGGAGUGCUCAGCGUCACCGAUUUCCUGGACUACGAGAUGCAAGCCAUGUACCUGCUCACGGUGCGAGCGACAGACUCCGUCAUGGGCACGUUCGCCGAGGCCAGAGUGGAAGUCGAGGUGGAGGACGUGAACGACAACUCCCCCGUGUUUCAGAAGCACACGUACGAAGCACGCGUGCUGGAGGGGCUGCCCGCGGGCACCUCCGUGGCACAGAUCACCGCCACGGAUGCCGACUCUGGGUCGAAUCGGGAGAUCACCUACGAGUUGCUGGGCACGGGCAAAAACGAGACCGAGUUCUUUGAGAUUGACCCGCAGAGUGGCUUCCUGACGACGUCGCAGGAGCUGGACUUUGAGACCACUCAGCACUUCCUGCUGAAGGUCAGAGCGACAGAUGGUGGCUCCCCGUCACUCAGCAGCGAGGCCUACAUCCUGGUCAACGUGACCGACGUCAACGACAACCCGCCCGACUUCACCAAGACCCACUACAGCGCCUCUCUGGACGAAAUGGCCACCUGCGGGCACAUAGUGGUCAAAAUUCAGGCCUCGGAUCCCGACAGCACAGACCUACAGUACAAGAUUCUCUCAGGGAACGAGAACCGGUACUUUUCCAUCAACGAAUCAUCGGGCGUCAUCUCUUUUUCAAACGUCUGCAAGAGAAACUUGGACCCUUUUUACAACCUCACGGUGGCCGUGUCGGACGGCGUGUUUCAAAAGACGGCGCCGGUCAACAUCGACAUGAUUAACAACAACAGGCACAACCCUUAUUUCAGCCAGAGCAUAUACGAGGCCGAGCUCGCCGAAAACGCUGAGCCGGGCACCCGUGUCAUCCGUCUGGCGGCGAUCGAUCCGGACGACGGUCCCUACGGCAGCGUCGACUACACGAUUAUCAACAAGCUCGCCGACGAGACGUUCUCCAUAGACCGGGAGGGACAAAUCAUGACCUCUCAGCCGCUGGACAGAGAAAACCCGUUACAGAGAGUGAUCGCCAUCAAGGUGAUGGCCAAAGACGGGGGAGGAAGGGUGGCCUUUUGCACAGUGAAGAUCAUCCUGACGGACGAGAACGACAAUCCUCCGCAGUUUAAAGCUUCGGAAUACCAGGUGUCCAUUCAGUCCACGGUCAAUAAAGGGGCCCCGGUCAUCCAGAUCAUGGCUUACGACGCGGACGACGGCAAGAACGCCGACGUCACCUACGCGAUCGACGAGGCGGGGGAGGUGACGGAGGACGUGAUCGAGAUCAAUCCCUUCACCGGCGUCGUCAGCGUCAAGGAGAGCCUGGUCGACAUGGAGAACAAGAUCUUCAACUUCAAGGUGAAGGCGCGAGACAGCAGCGUGCCGUUCUACAACACCACGGUGCCCGUGCAGGUGAAGGUGGUGUCGCCCGAGGUGCCCUUGCCCCAGUUCACCGAGCCGCUGUACACCUUCACCGCGGCCGAGGACCUACCCCUGGGCACAGAGGUGGGCACAGUUCGUGCCGACGGCGACAUGCCCCUCAUCUACAGCCUGGUGGAGGGCAACACCGUCGAGAGCAACAAGGACCAGGUGUUCGCCGUGGACGAGGAGAGCGGCACGCUGGUGGUCCAGAAGAGCAUCGACCACGAGCGCACCAAGUGGUACCAGAUCGACGUCAUGGCACAGGGCAACCACAACGGCACCGACGUGGCCUCCCUGGUGUCCGUCAGCAUCCAAGUCCAGGACGUGAACGACAACGAGCCGUCGUUCGAGGCGGACCCGUACCAGGCCUUCCUGGCGGAGAACAUGCCGGUGGGCACCACGGUCAUCCAGGUGACGGCCAACGACCCGGACACGGGCGACAACGGGCAGGUGACGUACCGCGUGGAGCCGGAGGACGUGGGCGACGUCUUCUCCAUCGACGGCGACAGCGGCUGGAUCACCACGCUCAAGGAGAUGGACUGCGAGAGCACGCAGAUGUACCGCUUCUACGUGGUGGCCACCGACCACGGAGGCAAGGUCAAGCUCUCCUCCUCGGCCCUGGUGGAGGUGAUGAUCACGGACGACAACGACAACCCGCCCCGGUUCACCGAGGAGCUGUACCAGGGCUCCGUCAUGGAGAGCAGCCGGCCGGGAGAAGUCAUCGCAACCCUGUCCACCUCAGAUCUGGACAUCACGGCAGAGAACCGCCAGGUCACAUGUUAUAUAACAGAUGGAGACCCACCGGGUCUGUUCUCCGUGGAGGCUGACGGCGAGGAGUGGAGAGUUGUGCUCAAAGGCGCUCUGGACAGGGAAGCCCAAGACAAGCACAGCCUGCGGGUCGUCGCCACGGACGGGCGAUCUCAGGACACCGCCACCGUGGACGUCCACGUGCUGGACAUCAACGACAACAGUCCUUUGUGCGAGCAGUUGCUCUACACCGAAGCGGUUAUGGAGAACACCCAGUCCGGCCGUUUCAUUCUGAAGGUGUCGGCGUCUGACCCUGACAUCGGCACCAACGGACUGGUCUCCUUCACCCUUCAUGGCCACAAUGCUGACAAGUUCCACCUGAACCAGAGGACAGGGGAGCUGUUCACGAUGGCGGCGCUGGACCGUGAGCAGGAGUCGGAGUACGACCUGGUGGUGAAGGCGACGGACGGCGGCGGGCGCUCCUGCCAGGCGGACGUGGUGCUCAUGGUGCAGGACAUCAACGACAACCCGCCGCGCUUCUCCACCGCCCACUACGAGAUCAGCGUGUUCGACAACACCACCGUCAGGACGCCCGUCGCCGUCAUGUACGCCCGGGACCCCGAUACAGGCAUAAACUCGGAGGUGAGGUACUCUCUCCUGGGGCCGGACAGCAGCUUCUUCUCGCUGGACGAAAUCUCCGGCGUCCUUCGCCUGGAGAGACCGCUGACGGACGAGAGUCAGUCGACCUUCGAGCUGAAGGUCAAGGCCACCGACCGCGGCCUGCCCCGCCACCUGUCCUCGUUCGCCACGGUAACGGUCAACAAGGUGGACCUCAGCGACUACCAGCCCGUGUUCGCCAGCUCAGAGUACAGUACCUCUGUCCCCGAGUCCAUCGUCGUGGGAACGGAGGUGCUCAGCGUGUCCGCGCACACGAGAGACGAAACGGCCGGCGAACCGGUCAAGUACUCCAUCGUCUCCGGGAAUGAAGGUGGACGAUUUCAGAUCAACCCUCAGACAGGUGUGCUGUGGGUGAGCGAGUCUCUGGACUUUGAGCUGUGCCGCGAGUACUUCCUGUCAGUGGAGGGCUCCCGGUCCCGGUCCUCGCUCAGCGACGUCACCACGGUGAUCAUCAACAUCACCGACGUCAACGACAACGCGCCGGUCUUUGGCCGCGCCGACUACACCGCCGAGGUCUCGGAGGACGUCGCCCCCGGAGACGUGGUGAUGCAGGUUACGGCCCACGACCUUGAUGGUCCCUUGAACAGCCUGGUGCGCUACUUCAUCGCCAGCGGCGACCCUCAGCAUCAGUUCAGCAUCGAUCCGCACAGCGGGGAGAUCCGGGCGCACACCACACUGGACCGCGAGGAGGUGCCCCACUACUCUCUCACAGUGGUGGCGUCGGAUGACGGGGACCCUCCUCUGUCCUCUGCCGUCCAGGUGACGGUGACUGUGGAGGAUGAAAAUGACAAUCCACCUGUGUUCUCUCAGGUCAACUACAGCCUCACACUACAGGAAGGGGAGCCAACGGGCAGCAGUGUGCUGCAGCUGGUGGUCACGGAUAAGGACACGCCCAAGAACGGACCGCCCUUCUCCUUCCACAUCGUGUCCGGUAACGAGGACCGGCGCUUCCAUGUGGACCAGGGCGGCCUGCUGUCGCUGGCCGGACCCCUGAAGAGCAAGACCAAGGCCCACCACCUGCUCAAAGUGCAGGUGACGGACAGCGGUCACCCCCCUCUGUCCUCCAUCUGCGUGGUGAAGCUCAACGUGACGGAGCAGAGCCGCUACCCUCCGGUGGUGUCCCCUCUGGAGGUCUACAUCACCACCACCCCCGGGGCGCCCUUCUCCGCCCGCGUCCUCGGCAAGCUCCACGCCUCCGACCAGGACCCCCACGACGUCCUGACCUUCCAGCUGGUGUCCGAGUCGCCGCCCGUGCCCGCCGGCGACCUCCCCCGCUUCUCCGUGGACCGGCUGGACGGCCGCGUGGUGGCCGAGCGGGACCUGGCGCCCGGCGCCUACGCGCUCAACGUCAGCGUGUCCGACGGCACCUUCGCCGCCGCGGCCGCCGUGCGCGUGCACGUGUGGGCGGCCGGCCAGCGCGCGCUGGACCGCGGCUUCGGCCUCCGCCUCGCCGGGCUCUCGCCCGAGGACUUCCUGGGCGACCACUGGAGGGCGCUCCAGAGGAGCCUGGGCGCCGCGCUGGGCCUCCCCCGCCACGAGCUGCACAUCGCCAGCCUGCAGCAGCAGCCCUCCGGCGCCAACCCGGCGCUGGACGUGCUGCUCCUGUGGCGGCCUCAAGGGGGCGCCGGAGGGCACCGCGGUGGUGCGGGCGGUGCGGGCGAAGGGGCGGUGCUGCCGAGGCAGCGUCUGCCGGGCGCGGUGGCCAAUGCUGAGGAGGCGCUGGGCCUGAGCGUGCUGCGGCUGCACCACGACGGGUGCACGGACCCCUGGUGCCCGCCCCGCGGCUGCCGCAGCUCGGUGGUCAUGAGCGAGGAGCGGGUCAGCCACUACGCCACCGCCAGGAUGGGCUUCAUCACGCCGCAGCACCGCUGGGAGAGCGUCUGCUCCUGCAACGACUCUGCGAUUCAGUUUGACGGCCACGGCUACCUGAAGUACCUCUAUCGAGCCGACGAGCAGGUGCAACACGUCCACCUGUCGCUCCGAAUCAAGACGUUCCAGAAAGAAGCCGUCAUCAUGGCCACCAAUGGAACGGACUGGGGAACCCUAAAGCUCAAGGAUGGAGAGCUGCAGUUCCAGUACAGCUGUGGCAACCAGCUCCCCGAGACCCUCCGCGUCCCCGGGCACCGCGUGUCCGACGGCCGCUGGCACCGCGUCCGCCUGGAGGUCAACGGCACGUCCCUGAGCCUGGAGGUCGGCGGGCACGGGCACGGGCACGGACACGGGCACGGGCACGGCUCGCCCGCUCGCGCCACGCUGGCGGAGCCGUGCCGGCUGGUGCGUCCGCGCGGCGCCCUGCUCUUUGCCACCGGCGCCACCUCUGCCGCCACGUCCCAGCUGGAGCAGCUGCGCGAGGGGACGCCGUCCUCGUCAUCGUCGUCGUCCUCGUCCUCGUCGUCGCUGAUGGCACCGCCACCCGGGGGCCUCCGGGGCUGCCUGGAGGGCGUGGAGGUCAACGGGCGGCCCGUGAGCACGGCGGCCGAGGCCCUGCUGGAGCGCGGCGGCGGGUCGCACGGCCCCCCCGGGGGCAGCCGCGUGUUCGGAAUCUUCCAGUGCUGCACGGCGGCGGAGGAGGAGGAGGAAGGGGGGAGGGGCUGCGCCAGCCAGCCCUGCCAGAACGGAGGCACCUGCAACGAGGACGAGAACAGAGACGUGCGCUGCAGCUGUCCCGACCCCUUCUUUGGCGCGAGUUGUGAGCGGGCCGACAACCCCUGUGCCUCCCAUCCCUGCAUCAACGGCGAAGUGUGUGUGCCAAAGCCGGAGGGUUACUUCUGCAACUGCACUCAACACAGCGAGGGGAGCAGCUGUCAGAACCUGGUGGACCCGUGCUCUCCCAACCCCUGCUCCACGGGCUACGACUGCAAGCGCGCCGACCGCUCCUUCCACUGCGACCCGCUGCCGCAGGUGUCCCGCGGCAUCACCUACCUGGAGGUGGCGGAGAUCGUGGCGGGCGUGGUGGCCCUGCUCCUCCUGGUGGCCGCCUUCGUCUACGCCCGCAAGCGCUACGUGCGCCAGCGCAAGCACAAGCACAAGCCCGUGUGCGUGCAGGACUCCAACGGCUACUUCCCCGCGCACCUCACCAAGAGCAUGAUGCUGGCGGCGGGUACCACGACGCGCGGGCACCACGACGACGACUCGCCGCCCAUGGAGAUGAGCACGCUGAUCGGGUCACGACCCGGCGCCGACCUCCUGGACCACAACACGCCCUUCCGCACGCUCAAGCAGCACGGGCACGGGCAGUGCCCGCGGGGCACCCUGCUCCUCGGCGCCAAGCCGCCCGCGCCGGUGGUGUGCAGCGUGGCGCCCAACCUCCCGCAGCCCGCCGCCCCGCCCUCCACCUCCGACAACGAGUCCAUCGUCAAGAGCAACUGGGAGAUGGACUACGAAGUCUAUCCAGCCGACCCAGAUUACUACGGGCGUCCGGCGGUCCAGGAGUUCCCCCAGUUCGACAUCGUGGAGAGCACCUACCCGGCGUCCUCGUCCGGCGACUCCCGCCGCAACUCGCGCUUCGGCGGCUUCCCGUUCCCGCUGGAGCGCGUCGGCGGCGGCAUCGCCGGCAUCGGCGGCGGCGGCGGCUCGGACCGCCGCGCGCCCCUCCCGCCGUGCUACAGCCACCAGAACCUGGACGACUUCCUGGGCCCCGACGGCCAGCCGCUGCCCAGCGCCCAGUGCCCCAACGAGUACACGGCGGUCAGCUACUACCCCUCGCAGCACGCCCGCAGCGUGGACAACGUGUCGGGCGGCGGCGGCGUCGGCGUCGGGGGCAGCGCCUACCAGCGGCUCAGCAUGCGCCUCAGCGUGGCGCAGCCGUCCUACGCCUCCGACGGGCGCACGCCCCCGCGCUCGCCCCGCCAGCGCUCGCACUCGCGCCAGGCCGCCCCCCAGCAGCCGCCCCGCAACCCGCGCAGCGCCGGCCGCCGGAGCUACGCCGGCUCGGACAUGGUGGAGAGCGACUACGGCAGCUGCGAGGAGGUCAUGUUCUGAAGGACGUCGCACAGGGGUCACUAAAGACGUGACGUUUAGAGAGAGAGAGAGAGGUCCUUUUGUCCGAACCCUUUUUGCGUCCAGAACGGACUCUUUCGUGGGCUGCAUAGCACGCCAGUAAUGUAUUAAGUGUGUCCGCUACUUUUGAAACUCCAGUUCCAUCGUCAUCUCUAAAUCCCUGGUGGAAGCUCGGCUCACUGUCCCACGAGCUGCACAGUUUCCAGGAACUGCUCAAAAGUCUGCCAGCUCCUCGGGGAGUGACGUUAUUAUGUGAUAACACACUUGCCAGGCUGUUGACUGCAGUUUGUUGGUUUUUUGAAUGCUGACUGUGCUAUGAAGGGUCCUAGACUCCUAGAUGGUCUUUUGAUCCAUAAAAAAAAAAGAAAAAUGUCCUGCCGGUUUUGUUUAAACUACCAGUCUGCAUUGCACUGAGUAUCCCAGAGGGAAGCGGCUCUUUGGCGGCUGAGGAACAGGCCUCAAAGCUGGGAUCCCGCUGGGAUUUCCCCGGCAGACACUCUGUCCGAACACUGAACAGUAUUAUUGUUAUUAUCGCAAAGCGUCGCUGUUCGAUUCACAGGCAAAAAGCCGCCUGAGCGGACUGUUUUGGCUGCUCUGCGUGAGCUCAGCAGGAUCGCUCAGAACUGGACAGCUGAGAGUGAGAGUGAGAUCGCAGUGUUUGUGGAAAGUUUGUUUCAUGCCACCCUCUCCAACUGCGCUCCAGAAUCCAUCACUUCACCUCUCUACUCCUCCGCCCCAAUUCCUGGAGUGUUUGCUCCCUCCCUCUCUCUCUCUCUCUUUUUUUUCUUCUGACAGGAUAUCUUUGAGUGCUGUUUACAGUCUCUGCUUGUCCUCCUUUAUUCUCUCUCUCUCUCUCUCUCUCUCUCUCUCGCUCUCUGCUUGCCUCUUUUCCUCUGUUGACACCCCACUGCAGAGCUGUCCAAAAUGGAGGCAAAAAAAAAACAACAGUGUUUUUGAUGAAGACCGAGCAACCACCACAUCCAUCAAGCGUCGCCGUCGAGACCACAGAGACGCAGGGAUUCACCGAGUCGAGAGGGACGAGAGGCUGACGAUCAUCAUCAAACUACCUUUCAGCAGCGUGUGUCACAUUAACUUUCACAGAGCAACAGGAGGGUGUGUGUGUCUGUGUAUCUCCCUGUGAGCUGUUUAAAAAGAAAAAAAAAACAUUUAAAAAAUAAAUAAGUGAAAACGUCCCAUUCCACUAGAAUGCCACACCACACAACCAUUUCCCCCAAUGCUUAAAAAGAGCACUCCACAUCCCGCAACCAUGCAGACCUAUCUGUGCUAAGAUAAGCUAGCUAAGUCGCUAAAUUUCAGUCUGUGAGGGCGGGACCCCCACUAUAAGGGCAGGGAACGUACAGACGGGUCAGUUGAAUUGAAUGUUGUACAUACAGUAUGAUGACGUUAAUGUAAACAUGCUUGCUGUCUGUCUGGUUGGUUGUGAAAGAGAAAUAGCAGUAUAGGGGUGUGUACCAAAUGUGCUUGAAGUAUUCAUUUAAAGAUCUUUGGAGUCUCUUAAGACGUGCACUGAUGUUUGUCCACUCAUAGGGAGGGAAGUCUACUCCACUAAACUUUCGCUGAGCAAAUUCACUUUUUUAAUAUUGCAAGCAAUCAAGUUAGAACGAGGUCAUAUAAAGCCUGAUUAAUGGUCUGUUUGUGCUUGUUCAAAUAAACAGGCCCUAAUAAGACAGGGAGUUCUCGUUCUGCAAAGUAAUAAUCAGGUUGUCUGAGUGCAAAUGUGAGGUGCGAGAGCUGUAGCAGAAUACAGCUAAAUCCCCCUGUGUAUGCUCAACAGCCUAGACCAGCUUAACAAGGUCUGGAAAGAAGCACCUUGAGAUGUAUGGCUGUUAUGUUAGUCUCAAGACAGCUCUGAGAAAUUGGCCCUUGUGUCUGAUAGAUUUGCUCUAUACAGAUUCCAUUACUUCUCAGCGUUUGAGGCCAUAGCAUUUGUUUCAUACUUUAAAUUCCAUAUUGUUUACAUUGGAAGUUGUGAGUGAUUGUGAAUUUCCUCUUUGAUGUGUUACAUUUCAACGAUGUGCUUUGUGUGAUUAGUGAUCGUACGGUGAGCUAUUUGCAUGCACUGUUUCAAGUGAACAACCCCCCCGUCCUCCCCCUUUUUCUAAUUCUAACUUCAAUGAUAUAGGGGCCAUUGAGCUGACACUGAAUCUGGCAACAAAGUGUUUGGAUUCCACAACUGUCCCUGCUGUAUACAAUCAUGGCUUGUGUACAGCGGUAGAAACGUUGAAGUGUUAAUCAUGUCAAUCAUGUGUAAUGGGCAGCUCGUGAUGGCUGGUGUGUGUGUGUGUGUGUGUGUGUGUGUGUGUGUGUGUGUGUGUGUGUGUGUGUGUGUGUGUGUGUGUGUGUGUGUGUGUGUGUGUGUGUGUGUGUGUGUGUGUGUGUGUGUGUGUGUGUGUGUGUGUGUGUGUGUGUGUUUGUCCUCUGUAGUGUGGAGAGUCAUGUCCUGUAUGGGUGUAUUAUGUGUACGCGCUUAAAAAUGUGCCAGUCCAGUGAAUUCAAGAGAAUGUAUAAAAUAUACAUAUGCAAAGACUAUAUAAAUAAAUAUAUUUGAUUUUGAAAACCAA
Sardina pilchardus (European sardine) is the source of this 16284-nucleotide messenger RNA. RefSeq names its product FAT atypical cadherin 2 (gene fat2). The transcript is spliced from 24 exons. The coding region runs from base 227 to 13684 and encodes 4485 amino acids. The record is from RefSeq and is a predicted model, not a curated record. Gene Ontology annotation, cellular component: plasma membrane; catenin complex. Gene Ontology annotation, biological process: homophilic cell-cell adhesion. NCBI's taxonomy places the organism in Eukaryota, Metazoa, Chordata, Actinopteri, Clupeiformes, Clupeidae. Gene Ontology annotation, molecular function: cadherin binding; calcium ion binding.